This is a messenger RNA of Aspergillus melleus, 585 nucleotides long. RefSeq names its product 60S ribosomal protein eL19. Gene Ontology annotation, biological process: translation. The record is from RefSeq and is a predicted model, not a curated record. Bases 1 to 585 code for a protein of 194 amino acids. NCBI's taxonomy places the organism in Eukaryota, Fungi, Ascomycota, Eurotiomycetes, Eurotiales, Aspergillaceae. Gene Ontology annotation, cellular component: ribosome; cytosolic large ribosomal subunit. The transcript has 4 exons. Gene Ontology annotation, molecular function: structural constituent of ribosome; RNA binding.
AUGGCUUCAGUUCCCAUGGUCAACCUUCGCACCCAGAAGCGCCUCGCCGCCUCCGUGGUGGGCUGCGGCAAGCGCAAGAUUUGGCUUGACCCCAAUGAGAUGAACGAGAUCUCCAACGCCAACUCUCGCCAGACCAUCCGCAAGCUUGUCAGCGAUGGCCUCAUCAUCCGCAAGCCCGUCACCAUGCACUCCCGCUCUCGCGCCCGUGAGCUCAACAUGGCCCGCAGAAUCGGCAGACACCGCGGUCUGGGUAAGCGCAAGGGUACCAAGGAGGCCCGUAUGCCCAGCCAGAUCCUGUGGAUGCGCCGCAUGCGUGUCCUCCGUCGCCUGCUCGUCCGCUACCGUGCCUCCGGCAAGAUCGACAAGCACCUCUACCACGAGCUCUACCACCUGAGCAAGGGUAACACCUUCAAGCACAAGCGUGCUCUCAUUGAGCACAUCCAGAAGGCCAAGGCCGAGAGAACCCGUGAGCGUGCUCUCAAGGAGGAGAUGGACGCCAAGCGUGCCCGCAACAAGGCUCUCCGUGAGCGUCGGGCUGAGCGCCAGGAGGCCAAGCGCAACGCUCUCGCCGAGGGUCAGGAGUAA